Molecule: messenger RNA, 564 nt
Organism: Laetiporus sulphureus 93-53
Lineage: Eukaryota; Fungi; Basidiomycota; Agaricomycetes; Polyporales; Laetiporaceae
Exons: 2
Coding region: 1-564 (187 amino acids)
Source: RefSeq, a predicted model, not a curated record
AUGGAACGUAACACCACGGAGUUCCACAAUCGAAUGGUCUUCUUAGACCAACAUCGCCAACAAUCUGAGUCUAGAAUUGCAGACUUGGAAAAAACCUCAGCAGCUUUAGCUGAGGAUGACAAGGCCAUUAACGAAUCGUUGGUGGCAUUUGACGAUGAGAAAGCAGGGCAAGGCGGUAACAAUGUCGACGACACGGACGACGACGAUGAGCCGUCAUUUGGUCGCAAGGGUAAAGGCGUAAAAAUUGACCAACCAGAAAAAUAUGGUGGCAAUAAGGAUGGAGUCAAUCUCGAUGAUUGGCUCGAACAAGUCAUGCUCUGGUUGAAAUAUACUGGACAUACAAAAGACGAGUCCAAAAUUAUAUCUACCCUUUUGCUCUUGAAAGGAGGAGCACGUGAAUACAUGCGGCAUUGGAUCACUGAAAUAAAUGAAAAUAAUAAGGCACCAGGAACUUGGGCGGAGUUCGUCGCUGAACUUCGCACGGCAUAUGAAUCAUUGGACAAGGACGACAAGAAGCGAACGGAGUUAGAAGCCUUCAUCAAGAAGGAUCAUCGAGACUUCUAA